This is a messenger RNA of Talaromyces proteolyticus, 1116 nucleotides long. RefSeq lists its product as uncharacterized. The record is from RefSeq and is a predicted model, not a curated record. Gene Ontology annotation, molecular function: cysteine synthase activity. Gene Ontology annotation, cellular component: cytoplasm. Bases 1 to 1116 code for a protein of 371 amino acids. NCBI's taxonomy places the organism in Eukaryota, Fungi, Ascomycota, Eurotiomycetes, Eurotiales, Trichocomaceae. The transcript has 2 exons.
AUGUUUAAACACGGCCUUCGCACAUUUGCCACGACGGCCCUGCGUAGUGCAGAAGCCUCGACGGCCUACAAUACCAAGGUCUCGAGGGCUCAAGGAUGGGUCAAUGGCCUGACGGAAGCCAUUGGCAAUACGCCCCUGAUCCGGCUCAAGCGCCUGUCUGAAGAGACAGGAUGCAACAUCCUUGGCAAAGCCGAGUUUCAGAACCCCGGCGGCAGUGUCAAGGAUCGCGCCGCCUUGUACGUUGUGAAAGAUGCCGAGGAGAAGGGCUUAUUACGCCCAGGUGGUACUGUUGUUGAGGGUACAGCUGGAAACACAGGCAUUGGACUGGCCCAUGUGUGUCGGUCGAAGGGAUAUAAGCUGGUUAUCUACAUGCCCAACACGCAAUCACAAGGCAAGAUUGAUCUACUCCGGUUGCUAGGCGCAGAAGUCUAUCCCGUUCCUGCCGUUGCAUUUGAUAACCCAGAAAAUUACAAUCAUCAAGCACGUCGCCAUGCCGAAGCUCUUGAUAAUGCUGUGUGGACAAACCAGUUCGACAACACGGCAAACCGCCAAGCUCAUAUUGAAACGACCGGCCCUGAGAUCUGGGCCCAAACAGAGGGCAAAAUCGACGCCUUUACAUGCGCGACAGGUACAGCCGGCACACUAGCCGGGAUUACUCGGUAUCUGAAGACGGUCAGCAAUGGACGUGUGAAAAGCUUUCUUGCGGACCCUCCAGGCAGUGUGCUUCACAGCUACAUCCAGAGCAAAGGAAAGCUCACUGAGCGAAGCGGUGGCAGCAUCACCGAAGGAAUUGGCCAGGGACGUGUCACCGAGAACCUGAAACCUGAUAUUGACCUCAUCGAUGACUCCCUGCACAUUAGCGACGAAAAGAGCAUUGAGAUGGUAUACCGCUGCCUGGAUGAGGAGGGUCUGUAUCUCGGUGCAAGCUCUUCUUUGAAUGUCGUGGCUGCUAAGGAGGUCGCUGAGAAAUUGGGUAAAGGCCAUACUGUCGUUACAAUAUUGUGCGACGGCGCCUACCGAUAUGCUGACCGUCUUUUCUCCGAAAAAUGGCUUCAAAGCAAGAAUCUCCGUGGAGUUAUCCCUAAGCAUCUCGAGAAGUACAUUGUACUGCCAUAA